GUCGUCAGUCGUGGUCGUGAGUCGUGAGUCGUCACUCCAUUCUGAUUCUUCUCCGUUUUCCGUCAUAUUUGGAUUUUUGAGUUUUGGAGAUUACUAAUAAAACUGGAGUGGAAACACUAAAAUAUUAUUUUGGAAUCAAUUUUAUUCAACUCUAAAAUACUCAAAUAUUCUUUCUACUUGAAUGCAAUGUCCUUGUUAUAACGUGACUCAAAUAUUUGCAAUUGGAAUUGAUAUUUCACUCUGGACAAAAUGAAUUCAGCUCUAGGAGGAAAAGGGGAAACACCACCUAAUAUGUGGCCCUGGUAUGGAGUUUAUCAACAACACGGCGGCUAUCAAGGCCAAUCAUUUUCUCCCUACGGACACCAGGGAUACUUCCCAUACUAUCCGGGAAAUGGAAUGCAAUUCAGUGGACAUCAGCAGCAUCAACAACAUCAGCAGCAUCAACAACAACAACAACAGCAUAAUCAACAACACAAUCAACAACACCCUCCUCAGAUCACUAUGCCGCCGUCUGGUAUGAAGCAGUUCGUAUCUGGCGGCUCAUUGAUGCCGUUCAAUCCGGCACAGCAACAACAACAACAACAACAGCAGCAGCAGCAGCAGCAGCAGCAGAAUAACAGCAACAUGAACAACAGCAAUAAUCAGAACAAGAUGAAGGACGGAGGUGAUAAAGAGCAGGAGAAAGGAUCGAAUGAUGCUGACAUGCCUCCCCUCCCCCCGGGUCCGCCGCCCCCAUCGAUGAUGCGCUUCACUCCCAAUAAUUCGGCUUCGCCUUCCCGGUUUCCCGGUUAUCAGCCAAACGGCAUGAAUCCUGUCAAGUUUAGUUUUGGACAGAAACAACAGCAGCAGCAGCAACAGAUGCAACAUAACCAACAACAGAUGCAACAUAAUCAACAACAGAUGCAACAGAACCAACAACAGAUGCAACAUAACCAACAACAGAUGCAACUUAACCAACAACAGAUGCAACAUAACCAUCAACAGCGCCAGAAUCAACAGCAGCAGCAGCAGCAGCAGCAGCAGCAGCAGCAGCAGAGACAGGGCUUGGGGUUUGAGGGCGGCGAGGGGUCAAAGAAGAAGCGAAAACGCAGAGGCAAGGGAGGCGGCGGCAAUGCGAACCCCAUGAUCAGGCCACCGGCUCCGCCCCAUGUUCUGCUGAAUGUGCCGCCUCCACUGCCCCCAGGUCCCCCACCUCCUUCCGCUGCUCCUCCGCCCCCCACUUCACCACCCCCCGACUUGCCGCCUUCGUCGCCGUUCGCCCCCAAGCGGCUCUCGCUCCCCUCCAACAAGCUGCCUGUCACCGACGAGUGGCCUCAAUCUCUAAAAGACUACAUGAACAGAUGUUAUGAAAAGUGUUCCACUAGAAUGGACCAAGAUCGAGUUGGAAUAAUUCUUAAGGGAAAGAUAGUACGAGCUUCAGCUGAUGACACAUUGUGGACAAAGGACUGGGACAAUGAGCCACUUCCUCUAUCGAAACUUGAGCUGGACAACAUCACGCUGAAGUCGAAUGCCGUGAAGCCAAGGUCAUCGCUGGAGAGCAGGCUAGGUGCGCGCAAGUCGCUGCCUCACCGCUCAAGGUCGCCAGCUCGCAAAAACUCCGAUUCUCCGCCCAAGAGAAGGCGAGACAGAAGUUGGAGCUCAUCAAGUAGCAGUGAUGAAAUAAAAUCACAGAAACCGUCCAAGGCUAGUAAAACAAAGAAUUUCAAGAAUAAGAGCAAAGGAAAGCAAAAUAAAUUGAAAUCGCAUUUCUACUCUGAGAUGGGCGUUGAGAAUGAAAUGGCGAACCCAGAGCUGCUGGAGAAGCGAGCGGCACGUUUCAGCACGGGUAGCAUCAAGUCUGCGGUCUCGUCGUUCCCUGAGUACCAGUCGCCGCUGGCUGCGUUCAGGGCCAAGAAGGCGCGCGCCACCCUCGACUUGUCGCAAGGUGAAUUUGACCUUGGCGAUUUCCAUGUCGUCGGUGUCUGCCAGGACCUCGAGAAGCCUUAUCUCAGGCUCACAGCGGCUCCAGAUGCAUCAGCUGUUAGGCCACCAGAAAUCCUGAAGCAGUCAUUGGCCAGAGUAAAAGAUCGUUGGAUCAACAAACAAGAUUACCACUACGCCUGUGAACAAUUGAAAUCUAUUCGACAGGAUCUAACGGUGCAAGGAAUAAGAGACCAGCUGACGGUUGAAGUGUACGAGACACAUGCGCGCAUUGCACUGGAGAAGGGCGACCACGCUGAAUUCAACCAAUGCCAGAGCCAGCUGCGAGGUCUCUACACCGAUGUGCCAGCAGCCGCAGCCAAUAGGCUUGAGUUCACCGCCUACAGAAUACUCUACUACAUAUUCACAAAGGAUUUCAUGGACCUGUCAACUGUGUUAUCAACUCUGAAAGAGGAGGAGAAGGAGGAUGAGUGUGUGAGUUGGGCACUGCGCGUGCGGUCGGCAUGGUGGCUGGGAAACUAUCACCGGCUGUUCCUCCUCUACAGGUGCGCACCUCGUAUGGCCGCCUACCUCAUGGACUGGUUCCUGGCACGGGAGCGCAAACAGGCGCUCAAGGCCAUCAUCAAAUCUUACCGGCAACAACUGGCUGUUGAGUUUGUGAGUCGUGAAUUGGCUUUUGAGUCAGACGCAGAUUGUGUCGAAUUUCUGACGCCGUUCGGCGUCGUUUUUGCCGACGCGGAAAGGACCAGCAUCGAUUGCAAAGCGAGUACAGCGCCGAUUAUUGCCGCUUGAAUCGCUAACUAAAUUAUUCUGUAAAUAUCCACUCAAGUGCGGAAGAAAUCACCUAUCAGAUAGGAAAUUGCCGUGUAUAGAAUAUCUUGUCGGUAAUGAUUGAUUUCUCUCGAAAGACUUUAACAGAUGAAAUUAUUCAAGCCAAGUGCUCGUAUGUAGAAUCUAUAGUUCAAGAUUUUGAAAGACUUUUAUCAAUUACAAUCUUUUUAUGCAAAGUGCUUGUAAUAUAUUAUUGAGUUGGAAAUUCUUUCCAAUUUCGAAGGACUUUUAUGAACCUCGAAAAUAAUUCGUAUGGAUCCCAGUGAUUAUUUUGUUUUUGGACAAUAUCGUGUAAUGAUUGUGCAUUGGAGAGUAGUAUUAUCAGCUACGAGAUAUCUUCAUCAUUAAUUAUGUCUUCGUAUUUUCAUCGGAAUUAUUGUAUCCAGUAAUAUGUCAUAAAUCUGGGAUGUCUUGCGGAUGUCUUAUUCUUCGAUAACUAACGGUUUUAAUUUUGCUGAUGUAGCUUCCAAAUCUUUGUUUGCAGCUGGCAUAUCAACGGAAAUUGCUGUCGAGAUUCAUUUACAAGUAAUUGAGUUAUCUCAAGGUUGCAAAAGGAAAUUGAUUUUGUCUGGAGAACAAUUAAAAAUGUAUGCGCAGUUGGAAAUAAAAGUGAGUUGGGAUUGUAGAUCGAAUUGGGAACAACUGGAGUCAAAAAUAGUAAUGAGAAGUUAGAAUCUUGUAACAGUAGUUUGGAAUUGAGUUUGGAACAUUUGUAGUGUGAAAUGAAAGUGGGAACUUGAUUCGAAAGAUUAUUGUAUGUGAAAGAGAUAAAGUUGAGAAGAUAAAUAAAAACUGAAAAAAUGCUGGAAAAAGAACUGGUAAAAAUGGGUAAAUUUGAGUGAUUUAGGAGAACAUCUAUGAGAAAAUUUUCAACGGAUUCACAGGAAUUUUGAGAUUGAAUCGGGGAAGGUCCAGAUGACAUUUUCAGCAGAGGAGUUUUUCAUGGAGAUUUAUUUGAGGGAUUUGUCAAUUCGUGAAUUACUGUUAUCAUCAUGAGUCAAGGAUAUGUGAGGUGAAAUUUGAAAAAAAUAAUAGAAUGGUAUAGUAAGGAGCAAGCUUCCAUCAAAAUAUUUCGUGAGUAUCAUCAAAUUUCAUUUAUUUUUAUUUUGGUUCAUCGUAAUUCAUCGGUUGACAAACGGAAGAUUCGCGAUGGCGUUGAAAAAGGGCUCUGCUGAUUCGCUCGUUUCUAAUAUUUUCAUCGUAUUUGAUUCAGCUUCAACGAUGCAGUAUGAAGAUUGAUAUAACAGCGAGCAGAAUUAUUCAACUGAGGAAAAGAAGAAAACCGUCUGCAAAACUUCGGAAUUAUUUUAUGAAGCUCCAAAAUCAUCGCCACAGAAAUCGGAAUUAUUUUAUGAAUCAAAAUCAUCGUCACAGAAAUGGUUGAGAUCAGUGGAGAGAGCAACUAGGAAAGUGGAAAGCAGGAUGACGGAGAAAGAGAGAGAGAUAGAUUGGGAAAGAGAGAUUCUUAGAUUAGAUUUCUUUAUUGAUGCAGAUAGAGAGAGAGAGAGUGUAAGAGAAUAACGGAGGAUCAUCAUGUAAUUAAUAUUAUUUGAUUAAUUGCUGAGGCGUAGACGGUAGUAGGUUGAGGUAAAGAUGACGGUAAGGAUGAGAGAUGAGAGCUCAAGAAAGAAGACAAAGAAAGUUAUCAAAUAAUUGAUAUCAAUUUUAUUUGAUAAUUGCUUUGUUAUCGAUUAGAGAAAUGGCAAAUAAGGGGGGUGGAAACAAAAAUGCAGGAAACGAAGAAAAAUACGAAAAUGACCGAGAAGGCGAAAAUGUGAGUUUGAAAACAAGAAGGCAAAGAGAAAGAAAAGGAAAGAGAUUUUUCAAAAGAACGAGUUAUUAGUUUUAUUUUUGACACUUUCAUAAAAAUGAUGAAAAGAUACAACAAUAGGGGGUUCCACAUGAAAUGAAUGUAAAACUUCAGAUACGGCAAUGAAAGGUGUGGUCAACUGGAGGAGAUGGACACCAUGGAUAUCAAGGACUUGAUCAUCAAUUUCAAAGAAGAGAAGAUCUAAAUCUGUUUAUCCCUUUUAUCCCAUCAAUACCAUUACCCCAACUCAAUACCAAUGAAAAUAUUGACUCCUCUCCUAUAUUUGAAUCCUUUUUUCCCUUCAUUAACGUAAUUACAGAGGAGGGCGGGUGGCAUCAGACAGGGUGUUCAACCAUCGAGAACUUCAAAGUGCGUGUAGAGACUUGUACACAGUGGACUUUGUAAUGAGCACAAUUUUAGACGGGUUCUAGGAGAUUAUCCAAGGGUUGGAAAGAUAUUUGCAGGUUGUGCUAGUAGUUUGAAUGGGGCCUCUUGCUAGGAAAGGGUUUGUGCUUUUCUCAACAGCUAGUUUUGUUAGUUUUUAUUGAGUUUUUCAGCAUAUGUUAGAAGCAGCAGCUUUGAGCAUCCUGCUUGAAGUCAGUCGAUGAGCAUUGUCACCUCCUGGCACUUCUACUUCCGGAUGAGGAGCCACUUCUACUUCCGGAGAGUGAGGUCCACUUCAACUUUAUCAGAAAGUGAAGACCACUUCAACUCAUCAGAAAGUCAAGUCGGGUAAAGGCACUUUCUACCGAGCGAAAGGAAUAAUGUAGAAAAGGAUCUGUCUGCCACUACUCUUCUUUCUUUUCUAUUAUUUUAUAGGUAUCUGUAACUGUUUCUCACCUUUGAAUCGAGAAUGUGCUAAAAUGCCCCUUGCAAAUCACUAGUGUUGAUAUUAACUAUCUAGCUUUAUACUUAGUUUUCGGAUACUUGCCAAAUUACAGUCAACUACUCUGAGAACUAAUUUUGCUGUUAAAAAAUAAAUUGAUAUUCACCAAUUUUGCGCACUUGUCUUGGAGAAAUUGAUUUUCUUUCAAUUUGGAGGAUUCAUAAAGGAACUACUAUUUUAAGUAGUUCCACAUAGAGUUACACACUAUUUUGCUGACUAUAAUAUAUAUAGAAUAAUUUCCAUAUUAUUCCAACAAGAAACAAAACCUCUCUAGGUGUGAUUGUUCUCUUACAAAGUGCAUACAUAGAUUGAAUUUUCAUUGUACUUUUUGAAACUGAUGUGAUGAAUAGAUAUUAUAUUAAAUAAUUUUUUUUCCUAUAAACUGAAUUCUCAAUGCAUAUUAUGAAAAAAAUAAUGAAUACUCCAGUAGUAUAUUCUAGGUUAAUUUGUUAUUAGUUCUAAGCUAAACUUCUAAUUAUUAUGUGUAAUUUGCUGCCUUGCAUCAGUAAUUAUUUGAACUUUUUAAUAUUUAUAUUUUAUCUAUAAUCUUGUUCCCCUUGCCACCAACCACCCGACCGACCAAUGAGCAAACAGCAUUUUUUUCCUUUAGAAUAUAGCAUGCAAUUAAUGUCUUCGCUGAAAAAAUAAACCAAUAUUUGUGAUUUGGCUAGCUCAGAGAUGCUAUUGCAUCUUUUUUGUUAGUUUUUAAUUGUUUAUUGUUAUUUUUCCUACUCAUUACUUUCUUAUAAAUUACGCAUUUCAUCGGAAUUAUUGCAUCCAGUAAUAUAUAUAUCACAUACACACUGAGAUGUCUUACGACGAUUCUCCGAAUUGUCAUAUGUGGUAAUCAUUAACGAAUCGGUGUACUAAGAUCCAAUUGCAUUCGGUGAUUAGACUCUCAUUAAUUUCAGAAUUAUUCCAAGGAACUUGGAUUUGAGUUAGUUUUCUAAAAAAUUCUCUUGAAGAGACUCACCUUUUAUAAGUUGUAGGUUGUUGAAUUUUGUUACAGAAUUUAUAAAUAAAGCUUGUUGCAAAUAAAAUUUAUAUAGGUAUUGCUCAUGACUAGUGAAAUUUUCUUGAAGUACAAUAAUGUAAAACGUUAUUGUUCUGCUAGGUAAAUUUUUCACAAUAUUUAUUUAUCCUAUUUAAGUGUUAUUUAUUAAUUGUAUUAUUCUGGAGAAGUCUGAUAUUUAUGAGCACAGCUCCCUGUUAGCCAUAAAUUAUGACAGGUUAUAAUGAAAUAGUUUCAACCACAAAUUCAUCACGACUUUGGAUAUUAUUUACUAUCACUUCUCAUAUUAAUCACCUUUUUUAUUUUUUUCACUAGACUUAGUCUUCAAUAAAAUGUAUUGGCACCAAUUUUCCCUUCUAUUGUUACUCAAUAUCACUCCUACGUUUCAUCACAAAUUAACACUUAAAUAUUAAUUUUUGCUCAAUCGAUCUAAUUCAUUUAGGAUUAAGAUGUCCAUUCCAUUGUAUAUGAUAUUUUUAGAAAUUUAAAGUUGUUUCCAAAGCACUAUUCUCCUUAUUGUUGAGAUGACUAUCCCUUUACUAUCACAUACUCUUCCUUUCUUUAUAAUGAGUUAAUUAAAAUUCCAUUCAAUUUUUAUCUAUAUCCUUUAAAAUGUCUUGUCCAAAAAUCUUUUCCCUCUCAUCCUCAUAUUUUAUUCCAUCUAAAGAUUACUCAGAUAGGCAUUUUCAUUAAUAUUCCACAAACUGAUUCUAAACCUUCUAGAUCUCUUAUAACAUCCAUGAAAUUGAGUAGUGGGAGAAUUUGCCAAAUUAUAUUUGCAAAUGAACUUUGUUCAAUUUGUGAAUUGCUGAAGAGACUUUCAUAGUCAGCUAGGAAGGCAAUUGUAGCUUGCUACUUAAUUUCAAGAUCUAAUUAUUAUUUUACAAUAUUUUUAGUAUAGUGGCUCUUAAUUAAAUUUCAAAUUAUCAUUUCUGAGUAUUAUUCAAUGUUUUUGGAUUGAAAAUUUUCCUCUAACACAAUAUUCUAUUCACCCUACCCACUAUUGAAACUAGUAAAUUGUAAUAUUUAUUGAAUUUGACACCAAUCAACAAUAAGGAGAAAAAUCUCGAUUCAAAGAACUAUAUUUGGUAAAUAAUAAUCAAUUGUUCUAAAUUGUUGCAAGUAAUGUAUUCAAGUUGAUUUAUUUUUAUUUUCAACAAUAAUUGUUACCCAUGACAAAUGUUGGAGCAUUGUUCGAAAUAGUUCCAAAGUAAUGCUUAUUCAUUGUUUGAUAUUGUGUAAAUAAACUUUUCAGCUUUCUA
This is a messenger RNA of Nilaparvata lugens (brown planthopper), 7721 nucleotides long. Its product is annotated as leukocyte receptor cluster member 8 homolog. The record is from RefSeq and is a predicted model, not a curated record. Gene Ontology annotation, cellular component: nucleus. Bases 250 to 2712 code for a protein of 820 amino acids. The transcript has 14 exons. Lineage: Eukaryota; Metazoa; Arthropoda; Insecta; Hemiptera; Delphacidae.